GCUACUGACCUGUCUCUACUUCCAUAUCGAAGAUGGCGGUCUCGGUGUUCCCCGGCGUGCGGCUCCUCUCCAUCGGAGACGCGAACGGAGACAUACAGCGACAUUCAGAGCAGCAGCCCCUGCGGCUAGAAGUCAAAACCACGCAAGAUGCUGCCCUUAUCAAUCUCUCCAAUGGAGAGGAGGCAAGUGUGUUCAAGUGUUCGGUUUCCAGGGAGACGGAGUGCAGCCGCGUGGGGAAGCAGUCAUUCAUCAUCACACUAGGCUGCAACAGCGUUCUGCUGCAGUUCUCCUCGCCUGCAGAUUUUCAGUCGUUUUAUAAUCUGCUGAAGAAUAGUCGUGGUCAUGUCAGUGAGCGCUCAGUCUUCAGUGAAAGGACAGAAGACUCCUCUGCUGUUCAGUACUUCCAGUUUUAUGGCUACCUCUCCCAGCAACAGAAUAUGAUGCAGGACUAUGUUCGGACAGGGACUUACCAACGAGCUAUUCUCCAGAACCACACUGACUUCAAGGAUAAGGUGGUGCUGGAUGUUGGCUGUGGCUCGGGGAUCCUCUCUUUCUUUGCAGCCCAAGCUGGAGCUAGGAAGGUCUACGCUGUGGAAGCCAGCACCAUGGCACAGCAUGCUGAGGUGCUGGUGAACAGUAACCGUCUAGGGGAGCGAGUGGUCGUCAUCCCAGGGAAGGUGGAGGAGGUGACGCUGCCUGAGCAGGUUGACAUCAUCAUCUCAGAACCCAUGGGCUACAUGUUGUUCAAUGAACGCAUGCUGGAGAGCUACCUGCAUGCCAAGAAGUUCCUCAAACCCAAUGGUAAAAUGUUUCCAACUAUUGGUGACGUCCACCUGGCCCCCUUCACAGAUGAGCAGCUCUACAUGGAACAGUUCACCAAGGCUAAUUUCUGGUACCAGCCCUCCUUCCAUGGUGUGGACCUCUCUGCCCUACGUGGAGCAGCAGUGGACGAGUAUUUCCGCCAGCCAAUUGUGGACACAUUUGACAUCCGUAUUCUGAUGGCCAAGUCGGUCAAAUACACAGUCAACUUCCUGGAGGCCAAAGAAGAGGAUCUCUACAGGAUAGAGAUUCCCUUUAAGUUCCACAUGAUGCACUCAGGCCUGGUGCACGGCUUGGCUUUCUGGUUUGACGUGGCAUUCAUGGGAUCUGUGAUGACGGUAUGGCUGUCCACUGCGCCCACAGAGCCUCUCACUCACUGGUACCAGGUUCGCUGUCUGCUGCAGUCGCCCCUCUUCACCAAGGCCGGAGAUACACUGUCCGGCACUGCCAUGCUGGUGGCCAACAAGCGACAAAGCUACGACAUCAGUAUUGUUGCCCAGGUGGACCAGACAGGAUCAAAGUCCAGCAACCUCCUGGACUUGAAGAACCCUUUUUUCAGGUACACAGGCACCACCCCUAACCCCCCUCCUGGCUCACACUACACCUCCCCGUCCGAGAACAUGUGGAACACGGGGACAGCCUACAGCAUGAGUCAGGGGAUGGCUGUAUCAGGGAUGCCUGCAGCUUAUGACCUCAGCACAGUCAUUGGCAGCGGCCCGUCAGUGUCUCACAACAACCUCAUCCCCCUGGUGAACACAGGAAUUGUAAACCACACCCACUCCAGGAUGGGCUCUAUCAUGAGCACAGGAAUAGUUCAGGGAGCCACUACGGGCCAGUCGGGCCCCAGCAGCAGCGGUACUUACUAUCCAGUCACCAACCAGUUCACCAUGGGGGGUGCUGCCAUCUCUAUGGCCUCGCCCAUGGUCAUCCCCAGCAACACCAUGCAUUAUGGUAGUUAAGAGGAAGACCUCACAAUCCUCCCCCCCCCCGCAUGACAAGAGAC
Molecule: messenger RNA, 1822 nt
Organism: Epinephelus lanceolatus (giant grouper)
Lineage: Eukaryota; Metazoa; Chordata; Actinopteri; Perciformes; Serranidae
Gene: carm1
Product: coactivator-associated arginine methyltransferase 1
Biological process (GO): chromatin remodeling; peptidyl-arginine methylation, to asymmetrical-dimethyl arginine
Molecular function (GO): histone H3R2 methyltransferase activity
Source: RefSeq, a predicted model, not a curated record